AUGGGAGAUCACUUUAAUUCAUCAUCAUCAUCGUCAUCAUCAUCUUCAUCCACUUCAUCUUUGUCUUCCCUUUCCUCCUCCUCCUCGUCUACUCUGUCAUCGAGUGCUACUACUGCUUCCACAUCAACAUUUAUCCCAGAAUGGUUACGUCAAAGAGAUGCUCCACAUCCUGAUAAACAACAAUCAAAUUCUCAACCAUAUGGUUUUAACAACAACAACAACAACAACAACAACAACAACAACAAUACUAAUAAUAUAGAACAACAACAACAACAACAACAUUAUCAUCAUGAUAACAAUCUCAACAAGAGGGGAUAUAGAUUUGGUUCUUCUUCUCCAAAUACCAUUUCAAAUGGUCUAACGACAUCAACAACGACAAACUCAUCUUUACACAAUUCAUCCUUUUCACUAACUGUUGAUAAUAUUAAUAAUAAUAAUAAUAAUAAUACAUCGACAUCCAACAACAACAACAAUAAUAAUAAUAAUAUAAAUUUUCCAAAGUUGAAUAGAUCAAAGUCUUCACCACAUUUCCAAGAUCUUCAACAACCCCAACAACCUCAACAAGGCGAAACAACAAAUAAUAAUAUUAAUAAUAAUAAUUCCCAAAAUGUAAUAACAAAUAACCAGAACAAUAAUAAUAAUAAUAAUAACAAUAGUAACACCACUACUCCUUCACCAUCAUCAUCAUCUUCUUCAUCAUCAAAUUUACCAAAUACUAAUAAUAAUAAUUCCAAUUCCAAUUCCAAUUCAAUAACAUCAUCACAAUCAAAUUCAUUUAAUAGUGGAUAUAAACCACCUUAUCACUCCUCGCUUGUAAAUGAUCGAGGAAUCGUUUCAUCUUCUCCAACACUUCAAUCCAAUCCUGCGCUACGAUCGUUGAUCUCAUCCAACACGGUGAUUGGUCAAAACAACAACUCUAGCUUUUCAAGACACAAGCCAACACUUGUCAGUUACAAGUCACAGCCCAAUCUCAACAAUGCAGAGCAACAACAAAAGAACCCGUCCUCCAAAGAGGGUAGCUCCAGCAGCGCCACCAAUUCUCCACUCUAUUUUUCAACUUCACCCAGUUUUACACUAAACUCUAACAACCACUCACUCAUAUCUUGCCAAUCACCUCUUAUUGGAUCAUCCAACUCGUCCAAUAACAACAACAAUUCUACCAACAACUCUAAUUUUUCCGAAUCAUCAUCCAACUCAUCAAACAACUCUAACAACAACGCAGAACAAUUCCCACCACUUCAAUCAAAAUCACCGGUAUCAUUCAAGUUGGGAGGAAUGGGAAGAUCGACCUCGCCAGUCAUCAACUCUAAUAAUCCAGCAGGCGCCGUUUUUUCAUCACAAGGCAACAAUAUUAAUCCUCACGCGUCACCAGUCACGCUUGCCGCACUCAUCCACAAUACUCCACGCGGUGGAGAUGGUGCCUCCAUAUCAUCAACUGGUGAUCAUCUGUCCCUUGACCACGUAACAACCACCAAACCAACCAUCUCUGAAAAGACAAAGGUUGUAGUUCCAUUACCUCUCAAAACUAAUAAUAGUAGUAGUAGUAGUGCCAUUAAUAGUAGUGGUAUUAGUAGUACCAGUUCUUCAAGUGGUGGAAAUGUUAUUAUAGGUAAUAAUAAUGUUUCCAAUACCUCUGGAACUACUACUAGUGGUACUACAGUCACAAUUGUCAAUCCACAGCUUAUAGGCAGUGCCAUUAGCAAUAUUACCAAUGGCAUGAAAAAGGCAUCACUGAUCAACAACCAUCAAGGUGGGACAAUGCCACCCAUCAACCAACAGGGUCAGGUUGUCAACCUCAAAUCAACCACUUCCCGUUCCUCUGCCAACUCUAAUCCCAAGUUUAUUCGUGCGCUGUCCGAGUCGUCUUUGCCACCCGCUCCCAAAAAGAGUGAAGAUGUCAUCUCUGCAUCGCGCAAACAAAUGACAGACCCAACACGAAAACCACGAAAGAUUGGCAAGAUACUCAAAUCAAACUUUUAUGAACAACUCCAAAAGAAUGAAGAAAUGACCAAACAACUUCAACAACAACAACAACAACAACAACAAGACAAGAUUAAUGUUACUUUGGAUUCUUUAGAAUCUGAAUCACCACAGACUGUUGUUUUAAUUACUCAACAAGAACAAUUAUCGUCGACUACAACUACAAAUUUAUCUACUUUUGAAAAUGGUAGUAAUCAUUCUUCACCUUGUUCAUCUACUUUAUCAUCUCCAACUUUACUUACUUGUACCACUACAACUACAACUACAGCUACAGCUACAUCUACAUCUACAGCUACCUCUAUCAUCUCUAUUGAAAAUCUUGAUGAUAAUAAUAAUACAACAAACAUUGUAAAUAGUCAACAACAACAAUCAUUAGAACAAAAAGAACAAGAACAAUCAUCAACUCUACUACAACUAAAUAUUAUUGGUUGUAGUAUUGAAUCAUCAAUAUCAUCAUCACCAACAUCAUCACCAAUCAAACAAUUGUCAUCAUCGUCAUCCAAACUUGAUAUGAUUGCCGCUGCUUGCAAUGGUAAUAUAAAUGGUGGAAAGAGUCGAUCAAACUCUAGUGCCACAAGUGACGAAGGAGAUGAAGAAUAUGAAGAAAGAUUCCUCAGAAACCUUGGUUGGGUACCACCUGAAGAAGAUUCAAUCUCUGAUACUGAAAUUGAAGAAAUCAGUCUUAAAAUGGAAGAAAUUCAAAAUCAAAGAUGUUAA
Cavenderia fasciculata is the source of this 2697-nucleotide messenger RNA. RefSeq lists its product as uncharacterized. The coding region runs from base 1 to 2697 and encodes 898 amino acids. The transcript has 2 exons. NCBI's taxonomy places the organism in Eukaryota, Evosea, Eumycetozoa, Acytosteliales, Cavenderiaceae. The record is from RefSeq and is a predicted model, not a curated record.